AUGUCUUCAUUUAAUACACAAUCAUCUUCAUCACCUCCACUUCAACAACCACAAUUAUCAUCAUCAUUAAAUAAUACUAAUACUAAUACGAAUACUAAUAAUAAUAAUACAAUACCAAAUAAUUCAUCAUCUCAAACAUUACAACAAACUCCAUCCAUGUCCUCAAUAUCAUAUUAUUCAUCUCCUUUAAAUUCACCACAACAACAACAACAACAACAAUCAAAUAAUUUAUUAACAAAUAAUUUAUUACAACAAUCAUUUCAAUCUCCAAAUAAUAAUUCUACUAUAAAUAAUAAUUCUACUAUAAAUAGUAGUAAUAAUAAUAAUUUAAAUAAUUUUGAUGUAAUUGGAUUUUCAGAAGAAGAAUUAAAAUCAAUUGAUCAAACAUUUUCAAUUGGAGCAAUGAAUGCAUUUGGAAUGAAACAAAGUGAAAAUGAAAUUUUAAAUUUAAUUGACCAAAUUAGUACAUUACAAGUUAGAUCAUUUUUAGGAUCAAUGGAAAUUGAAUUAAAACAUCAAAAUUUAUUAAAUAAUAAUUUUGAUAAUUUUCAAUCAGUUUCACAAUUAUUUCAAGAAAAGGAAAAAUCAAUUUCAAAUUUAGUUAAAGAUUUAAAAAUUAUUACAAGAUCUAUAAAUGAUAUUAAUCAAAAAAUACAUCAAUCUAAUAAUAAUAAUAGUAAUAAUUAA
This is a messenger RNA of Naegleria gruberi, 687 nucleotides long. RefSeq lists its product as uncharacterized. The record is from RefSeq and is a predicted model, not a curated record. Bases 1 to 687 code for a protein of 228 amino acids. The transcript has a single exon. NCBI's taxonomy places the organism in Eukaryota, Heterolobosea, Eutetramitea, Acrasida, Naegleriidae.